Messenger RNA from Drosophila subobscura, 964 nucleotides. RefSeq lists its product as uncharacterized. Bases 137 to 781 code for a protein of 214 amino acids. The record is from RefSeq and is a predicted model, not a curated record. Lineage: Eukaryota; Metazoa; Arthropoda; Insecta; Diptera; Drosophilidae. The transcript is spliced from 2 exons.
AACACAUCUCUCUAUUUAUUUGUAACAAAUAAUAUUCGGAAUUUUUUUUGCAAGAAAUUUGUUUGUAUUUCAAAAGAAAUAUUCCUUCAGUUUUAAGUGAAGUGAUAACCAAAUAAAAGAGGAUUGUCCAGCCAACAUGUCGAGCUUCAACCAGUUGGGCCAAGUAGUGUGUCAACUCAUUGAAAGUGUCGGCGUGCCCGUCUCCUAUGAGGUUGUGAUGGAGUUGAUGGCAAAAAUGAAGAAACGUCCUCUCACCACACAGGAGCGUCUCAGCGUCAAGGCCACACUGGAUGCAGCACUAGAGCUGGGUUUCCUGCAACAAAGUAGCAACAAUUCCUACUGCGUCCUCCCAGUCACACGGAAGACCGAAUUCGAGCUAAAGGCCCACCAGAUGGAUGCCUCCAUGCCACCAGCCAUUGAAACAGAACGAAAUCAAGUCACUGCUUUCCGCAAGGGCAAUGAGGGAAAGACCGCAGACAAAUCUACCGGUAAAUCUCGCAAGCCCCUCAAGCGCCUCUGCUCGAAGAAGAAGACCACUGCAGGUCUUCUUGAAAAACAGAAAGAAACUAAAGACUCCCGCUGGCAGCUUUUUUGGGGUUUUUUUUAUAACGUUUUUCCCCGCAAGGGAAAGACCGCUGGAAAGGCCACAGGAGGAGUCUUAAAGCGCAAGGGGAAGGCCACAGCUGGAAACCGCAAGCGCUCCUCGAAGCGCCCCUCCCGCAAGGCAAAGGUUCCUAGAGGAGAAUCUAAGUGUCGCUCCAGACGCUCUUCCCGAAAGUAAAAAGAAAUCCAGAAGCCAGAUUCAGUUUUCAAGAUCAAAAUUGUACAUUCUUACAGUCAACAGUAUUUCGAACAGCAUUUAAUAAUUGUGCCAAAAUUGAAAAGUCCUAACAGAUGUGUAUCAGUAUCUUGAUGGAAGAAUAUUUAAUGUUAUCAAUAGUUUAAUGAAAGCUUUCAAAAAGUA